AUGGCCGAACCCACCGACACGUCGCGAGACACCACCGCCCCCGUCCGCGAAGACCCCUCGCGCGCGAAUCCGCCUAAGUCCCCGCCGACGCAUUCGCCGCACCCGCUCCAGGCCGCCGCCGUCAUCACGUCCCUUGAAUCCCGCCUCGCAGAAUCGGAAGCCCUGCGCCGCGACUCGGAGACACGCAUCCGCAAAUUGGAGCAGAUGGUGGAACAAUUGAUGAGAGAAUCCACCGCACCUGCUGGGGCGCAGGUCGGGGAGGCUCUGCCGGUGAGACCGGUCCCCCUGGACGUCCCCCCGCACACAUUUUUGGGACGCCCGGGAGCUGCCGCUGACCCCCUUGCUCGUACCCCUGGGGGGGAAUCUCACAGCGGAAUUAGGGACGGCCCUUCCUCGGCGGUGAUUAGCUCUCGUUGGAGAGGGACAUUGCCGGACCGGGAAGGGUUAUGGACCGGAGAUCAUCCGGAAAGGUUGGUGAUUUUCACUGCGUUUGGGGAGUCGUAUCUUUCUCUCUUGUGCGACAUCUCCACCUCCGACCUUUUCGACACGAGCCGAGUGAUCCAGCUUGUGGCGACGCUAUUUUUUCGUACGACAACCCGACAGCGCCGCCAAUCCCCGCUCGAUUGGGCCGUCGAGGCGAUGAGGGACGCGCUUGGAGAAGGGCGCCCUCAUUGUUGGACGUCGCUCAUGAAGGCAGUGGGACGUCGUUGGCCCGACCCCGGGUUCGCCGAUAGAGUGGCUCAAGACUUCCACGGAUGUCGCCAGUCGUCGUCUCGGGCUUACGACCAUGUCGGGGAGUGGCGGGCGCGGUACCGUGCCUUCGUGCACGACAACGAUAGUUUCACCCUGUCGCCGCUUCAGCUCGCCACGACCUUCUACCAAUCGCUCAGUGACUCCUCCAAGCGGGAAGUGCGGGCGGGAAUGUUACGUGAAUACCACGACAACUCGCUGGUGACAAUUGGGCGAUUCGGACUGAAGGUCCCGUCCAUCGACGAGAUUACCGAGUGGGCCGCUAUCGCCGACGACAUUUCUCCUCCGCCUUCGGUUCCGACCCCACCAAGCCGCACCGCGACCUAUGGCGCGAUCGUCAAAGCUCCCCGAGUGAGCCCACCUGCGACCAACACGCCCACCGUCGACGAGAGGUUCCCGAUCCGACGAGCUCGAUGGGUCGACCGCGCUACUAAGUGGCAGCAAUCGCACUUGUGGAAGGACCGCUCCACCUGGUUUUCCCCGGCGCCCAGCGGGGUACCCACCAGCAUGGCUUGCUUCAACUGCGGACGAGGCGGUCAUUUCUCGCAGCACUGCACCGCGGAGCGUCAAUCCCCGGUCGCCGUCCAACUCUCAGCGGUCGCUGUGGCCGACUUGGAUGACGAAGAUUGGUCCUCGGUCGCAGGUGGUGACGAGGAUCCCGAGGUGAGAGUCCCCAUUUCACUCGAGCGUGUUCAGACUCGACCUUUGAGUUCCGUUUCCGCUUCAAUGACGCGCCCUUCUUGCCCUCCCGCAGACCCCGUUGGCCGAAUGAAAGAAGGGGCUUCUUCUUCAGUCGACGUCGAAGUCUCAUCAAGUAAUCCGCAGCCAACCGCGCCGGCAAGUGAUGCAGAUCUACGUCGUCUUGCCGAUGACUCGACCGACUCUGCGUUUGACGCGGUGGAAGACGUCCCCUCUUAUGCUGAUGCCGCGUCGCGAAUGCGGCGAUACUGGGGGCCGGAGGUGGUGUCGUCGCGCAAAGCGGAGAGGACUGCAUCGGUGAGCUCUGUUCGUGUUCCGGUGCCGUUGGGGGUUUCUCUCUUGGAGUCCGACACGCCCCUGAUCGACGUCGACGACUUCGCCCGACCCGCCGAGCCCGCGAUUGUGCGCGCCCGCAAUAUUAUUGCGUGGACGUUGCCGUCUGGGCGAACGCUGCGUUGCCUCGUCGACUCUGGUUCGGAAGUGGACUUGGUGGAUCAGGAUGUCGUGCGAACAGACCCGAGUUUCACGACGUCCCGCCUUACCGCGCCGCUGCACUUGCGCCUCGGCACUCGCGACAAAUCUGACCGCUGCGCCGUGUUUGCCAACGCCCUCUUCACGUCCGGUUCCCUCGACCUCGGCUUGCGGGCGUUUUUCAUUUGCCGUGUGACGGCAUAUGAUGCUAUCCUGGGUUUGCCGUUUCUGAAGGACACCGGCAUGCUGGUAGGCUGGGGCGUCUUCACCGUCGCACGGCCGGGCCCUUCGCAGCCGGUCGCCAAGGGCACUCACGAGUGGGAUCGCGCAGUCACGGUGGCGCCCAUCUGCUCCGGCUCUGCCAUUGGCUACGAUCACCCAGGGUUGCUUCCUGACGACGAGAUCAUUGGCCUCGAGCCGCACAACCCUCUACUGGAUGUCGUCGACGACCCGGCGCUCGAGGAUUUGUCUGAGUCCGAAGCACGAACACGAUUGGCUGCCUUACUCGAGAAAUACUCUGAUGUGUUCGUAGAUUCGCUCCCAAUGGACCGACUCCCGCCUUAUCGACCCGUCAAUCACGAAAUCCCUUUGAUCGACCCCAACGAGAAGGUCAAGCCGAGGGUCUAUCCCCUUGCCGACAAAUAUCGUAGCCAGUGGGCGGAGCAUUCAGCUAAGUACACUCGCGGUCGCUUCUGGGUUUCUGGUCCGAUCGACUCUGCGGCUCCGGUCUUCGCCAUUCCGAAAAAGAACUCCCAGACCGCUCGCUUUGUGAUCGACCUCCGCGCUCGCAACAGCAACACCGCCAAGCGUUUUUCACCUAUCCCCGACAUGACCAGUGUUCGCUACGAAGUGGCACGUUCGCGCUACCGGUCCAAAUUCGACGUGGCCGCAGCGUUUGAGCAGGUGCGGGUCAUACCCGAGCACGUCGAUCGCACCGGCUUCGCCACGGUCACGGGCACGUACACGUCGCGGGUGAUGCAGUUUGGGGACACCAAUGCGCCCAACACCCUGAACUUGUUGACAUCGGCGAUGUUUCAGCCGUGCCUCUCGUUUGCCAAGAUCUUUUUCGACGAUGUUCACGUCCAUUCCGAUACUCGUCGCGCGCACUUAAGACACAUCGAGAUUUUGCUGAUGACACUGCGACAUUAUCGGUUCUACUUAGGAUCCAACAAAUCCGAGUGGUUCUCAAAGUCGUUAGAUUCCUUGGGCGCGAUCAUCUCCGACGACGGCAUCGAGGUCGACCCGGCCAAGUGGGAGCGUAUCCGACAGUGGCCGACUCCACACAACAAGACCGACGUUCAGCGUUUCCUCGGCACCGUGAAUUGGAUGCGAGAUCACCUGCCCCACCUCUCGAUCACCUUGGAGCCCAUCACCGCAUUAUUAGCGCAAUCGACGUCGUGGCGUUGGAACGAGCGCGAGCAGCAGGCCUUCGACACCGUCAAGUCCCUCGUGCCAGCAACACUGCGACCGAUCGACGGCGCUAAGGUCACCUCCGGCGAGCACAAAAUCUACUUGUUCACCGAUGCCAGUCGUGUUGGCAUUGGCGCUUGCCUGGCCUCGGGCCCCACUCGUUCGCAGGCCAUUCCUACGCGAUUCUUCUCCGCUAAGUUCAAUGGCGCUCAGCUCAAUUAUCACGUCACUGAUAAGGAGUUCUUAGCCGUCGUUUCGGCGUGUCGGGCGUUCGAGCAGCACUUGAUCGGUUACCCCUUCGUCAUCGUCACCGACCACCAAGCCCUUCGCACGAUUAAAACGCAGAAGUUACGCCAAACACCCCGGCACAUCCGCAUGUGUCUCGAACUCAGCCGUUUCGACUUCGAAUUCGAAUUCAUUGCGGGCAAGAACAACUCCCUUGCCGAUUCGUUGUCACGCUUGUGGGAAGUCAAGGAGGGAUCGCCCUGUGAAGAGUCCACUCUCAGCUCGACAGGGGCGCCUCGGUCGUUGCGCGCACUUGCUAGCCCGCCCCCGGCGGUGGGGACUUAGACGCGCGCGACUGCCUCAGCGCGCCAGCGCCGGCGGAUUCAUGCGCGCGCCCGCUAGCCCGCCCCCUUGCGGUGGGGACUUAGGCGCGCCGGCGAUUUCACCCGCGGCUGACUUAGGGAUGUACAUUGUCACGCGCCUGGGACUAUCCCAGCGUGGCCCCCCCUUUCUGUUUCUUAGCUUCCUUCUCAUCACUUCUGUUCGACUCUCAACCUCUCCUGACAGUAGUGGUGAACGUCUCAUAGGUACGCUGAAAUAGAUCACUUCUGUUCGACUCUCAACCUCUCCUGACAGUAGUGGUGAACGUCUCAUAGGUUAUAAGCCCACGAGCCACCAGCUGGCAUGACCACGACACCACCCCUCGCGACGGGUGCCAACCCUCCGAUUCCCGCCGAACAGCUCGCCGCACUUACAUCGCUGCUGUCGGGUCUCACCGCUGCCGCUUCCGGCACUGCCACACCCGCCACGACGUCCGGCACCACUCGCACUGCCUUUCCAAAGCACGCACGCUUGGAUGGUGCGAAGACCUUCGCGAACUGGACACGCCAACUUCGCCUGUGCCUAGCGGACGACAUCCGCUCGUACGUCCUCGACGGUAUCGCACCCGACGACUGGACACCUUCGCAACGCUCCGCUCGCGACGCCGUCGCUCGUGAGGUCCUUGCGAAUUCGAUUGACUCGGCCGAAGUCUCGGCAGUCCUCGACAAAAUCCCUACCGCCGACCUGACAGCGCCGACAAUCUACUCGACGCUGAAAUCGCGGUACGCCCCUGACGACGCCACCCGCACGCUCGAGCUCUUCUCACGACUCUGGGGUUUCCGUCCCAUGCCCGGCACGGUUGCCGAAUUCGACGGGUGGAUCAUGGACUUCAAAGCCGUUGCGCAAGAGAUCAUCGACACAAAGACAACUAUCAAUGAUGUUCUCGCCACACUCCUCCUUGCAAUCGCCCACCCGUCCCUCGAGAGCUUCAAGGCGUCGUUCACCGAUGAACAGCGCACGCAACGAACUCUCCCCGACAUUGAUUCGCUUGCCGACCGUAUGCGAGUCCAACUUCGGUCAACGAACAUCCCCAGCACUCAAUCGGCCCUUCUUGCCUCGUCGUCGUCACGUUCUACUCGUCUCAAGUGUCUCGCCUGUCGCAGCCCUUCGCACCGAGUCGCGGAGUGCCCUACGAGGGCGCAACACCCGCCGCCAGGACCCUGUCGCUCCUGCAAGAAGAAGGAUCACUGGUCUCUCGACUGCAAGAAGGCGCUCGAGGACGGCAAAAAGCCCGACACCGCUGACUCGACCGUCGACUCGCAACACCAUGUCGGAUGUCUCGCCACCGGUCUUCUCGCUCGUCGUCGCCAGCUUCGCAACCACUCUUUUGUCGUCGACUCGGGCGCCACUUCGCACAUGGUCUCGGACAAGUCGCUGUUCACGACCUAUCGCCAUAUCGCUCCUACGAAGAUUGGUGGUAUUGCAGGGGGCAUCAACGCCAUCGGAACGGGAAACAUCGCCUUCAUUGCCGCCUCGGGUCAUCCGAUCACGCUUACCGGCGUGCUGCACACUCCGGGCCUGUUUGUCAAUCUUCUCUCGGUCUCUCGACUUUGCGACACCGACGAUGUCCGUGUCGCCUUCACAAAACACGGCAUCCACAUUGACAAGGACGGCAACGACAUCGCUGAAGGCGCACGACUCGACGAAGGGCUCUACUUGCUGGACGCUGAUCAUUCCAAAUGUCAGCACCUUGCUCUCCUUUCUCGCUCACAGUCGUCCGUGCCCCUGCUGACUCUCCAUCGCUGCCUCGGCCAUCUCGCACCGUCCUCCAUACAGAAGAUGGUUGCCGCUGGUUUGCUGGAGGGUCUCAGGGCCGGAUAUAGUGACGAAGAGGUAGAGAAGUUUGUCUGCAAUGCUUGCCUCAGCGCAAAGGGCCAUCGUCUUCCCUUUCCCGAUUCGGAUUCGCACUCCUCAGAGAGACUCGGCCUUGUACACAGCGAUGUGCUUUCCUUCCCCGAGCGGUCCUUGACUGGCAAACGUUACCUGGUCACAUUCCUUGACGAUUACUCGCGCAAACUCUGGGCCUACGCAAUCGGACACAAAAGCGAAGUCUUCGGCAUAUUCAAAACUUGGCUAGCCGAGGUUGAACUCGAGACGGGUGCGACGCUGAAGGUCCUCCGAACCGACAACGGUGGCGAAUACUGUUCGAGAGCGUUCACAGAGUUCUGCAAGACACGAGGCACCCGUCGACAAUACUCUAUCCCACGCACGCCUCAACAGAACGGUCGUGCAGAGCGGGUCAAUCGUUCCAUUGUCGAAGGCGUCCUUGCCCUCCUUGUCGACGCCCACCUACCCAAGACAUUCUGGGAGGAGGCUGCAGCUUAUUUCGUUUACUGCAAGAACCUGUGUCAACACGCGGCCCUGGACAAGGCAACACCAAACUCCGUCUGGCAGGGUGACCACACCACUGCCUCGGCGCUUCACCCGUUCGGCUGUACAGCUUGGCUUACGGUCGCGCCCGAACUUCGCUCCAAACUCGACCCGAAGGCGGUUCGCGUUUUUUUCACCGGCUACGACCUGGCUUCAAAAGCCUUUCGCUUCUACGACACUACAACACAGAAGAUUAUACUUGGCAGAAAUGCCACGUUCCUCGACACUGAAUUCCCCGGAUUACAUGGCGACCCCACUGAGCAAGACGGCGACACGCACUUCGCCAGCGCUCCCACCACCGAAUCUCAAACCGUUGUCAAGACAUGGACCCCACUAGUAAGGUCGGCGCACAUGGACGUCUCAUCCCCCCUUGAUGAUUCUGCCAUGAGCGCCGUUGACGUGGCCCCAGGGUACACUGGCGGAACCUUACUUAACUUCACAGAUGCCGAAUCGUCCUCGUCACCGUCGCCUGCGUCGCCCUCAUCACCGUCGUCUGCGCCAUCGCCUGCACUUUCACCAUCGUCGGCUGCGUCAUCGUCACCCUCGGCCUUACCGACCGACUCUGAAGACUCCGCCGAUCCCCUCGACCUCCUCGGCUCACAGCCCCAGGUUCGCCUCGAUCUACAGGACGUGCACCACCCAGACUUCAGCACGUACCGCGAGCCCGCAUCGGCUGAGGAGUCGCCCGACGAACUCGACCUCAUUGGGCGCCACUCUCGCGACGAAUCUCCGGACGAAAUCGAUUUCCUCACCCGACACCACCGCGCCUUCAUCGCCAUCGACGACGACACCUCUGACACAGAGGCAAUUCAGCCAGUCAAGUCCAUCACGAGCGACCCACAGACCUGGCGCGAGGCGAUGUCUAGCGACAAGCGUGAAGUAUGGGCCAAAGCCGCCACCGACGAGUUCACCUCCAUGCGCGACGACUUCAAGGUCUUCACCAUCGAGGACCGAGCCACGGUGCCCGCGGGUGCGACUAUCGUUACAUCCAAGUUCGUCUGGAAAACGAAACGGAACGCACUCGGCGAAGUCACUGGACACAAGGCAAGGCUGGUCGCGCAAGGCAAUCGGCAACGCGACGGCAUCGACUUCAACGAAACGUUCGCACCGGUCGCACGCUUCUCCUCGAUACGCUCACUCCUCGCGCUGGCGGCCGCCAACGGCUUGCACGUGCACCAGGCGGACAUCGACAAAGCAUAUCUGCAUGGCGACCUUGACCACGACAUCUGGAUGACGGCACCGCGCGGCUUCGACCUUCCCAGCGACAAGGUGCUUCGCCUGCGACGCUCCAUCUACGGGCUCAAACAGGCUGGCCGAAUCUGGAAUCGACACAUCGACGCUUCGCUUCGGGCCCUCGGUUACACGGCGACGGGCACCGACCACUGCGUAUACUCUUGGCUCGAUGAUCGUCAAUGUCCACACUACAUCGCACUGUACGUCGACGACCUCCUGAUGAUCAGCCCGGAACUGGCCGAAAUCGAACGUGUCAUCUCAGGCCUGGACCAACGCUACGGAGUCAAGCGCCUCGGCCCGGCCGAGUAUAUCCUCGGCAUCCAGAUCAGGCGGUUCGACGACGGCUCUAUCGCCCUAUCCCAGGAACGGUACAUCAUGGACGUGCUCGCUCGGUUCCACUUCGACACCACGACUCGCGGCACUACAGUUCCGAUGACUCCCGGCCUUUCGCUCACUGCUAUCCCGGGUCAAGGCACCGAACGGAUCAGGUCAUGGUAUCUGCAGGCUAUCGGCUCGCUCCUCUACAUUUCGCUCGGUACCCGCCCUGACAUCGCCUUCGCCGUGUCCUACCUGGCCCGCUUCGCCAACAACCCCGGUCGUCGUCAUUGGAUUGCGGUCAAGCACAUCCUACGCUAUCUCCGGGCCACGUAUCGCAACGAACUCGUGUAUGCUCGCGGCCAGGCUCGCAUCACGGGUGUGGUAGGCUACUCCGACGCGAACUGGGGGGCCUGCAUCGACACAUCGGUGUCCACCAUGGGCUACGUCUUCUACAUCGCUGGCUCGGCCGUGUCCUGGUCGUCCAAACGCCAGUCUCGAGUUGCCGAUUCGACCACCGACGCUGAAUACCUCGCCCUCUCGCAUGCUGGCAAGGAAGGGAUUUACCUCAGUCAGCUGCUCGAAGAGCUCCAUGUACAACCUGUUGCACCGGCUCACAUCUUUACUGACAACGAAGCCGCUGCUGCAGUUGCUCACGAUCCUGUCCGCGUCUCUGGCACUCGGCACAUACGCUUGCGUGAGCACUUCGUUCGGGACAUGGUGAAUCGGGGCGACAUCUCUCUCUCGCAUGUGGGUACCAGCGACAUGGUGGCCGACAUCUUCACCAAGGCUCUCGGCCCAAAGGUCUUCUCAACGCACUGCUACGCCCUCGGCCUUCGCACUCGACACCCGCGGCUUGGGUCUGCCUCGCAUUCGCGUGGGGGGGGGUGUGAAGAGUCCACUCUCAGCUCGACAGGGGCGCCUCGGUCGUUGCGCGCACUUGCUAGCCCGCCCCCGGCGGUGGGGACUUAGACGCGCGCGACUGCCUCAGCGCGCCAGCGCCGGCGGAUUCAUGCGCGCGCCCGCUAGCCCGCCCCCUUGCGGUGGGGACUUAGGCGCGCCGGCGAUUUCACCCGCGGCUGACUUAGGGAUGUACAUUGUCACGCGCCUGGGACUAUCCCAGCGUGGCCCCCCCCUUUCUGUUUCUUAGCUUCCUUCUCAUCACUUCUGUUCGACUCUCAACCUCUCCUGACAGUAGUGGUGAACGUCUCAUAGGUACGCUGAAAUAGAUCACUUCUGUUCGACUCUCAACCUCUCCUGACAGUAGUGGUGAACGUCUCAUACGCCCGAGGAUCAGGUCAAGGAGAAUGAGUUGGAGGAUAUGUUCUUUGAUGGAGAACGCCACGGAUUCACUACACACGGUGAGAGCCUCCCUGAGGAACGUCCUUACACCUCACCAUCUCCCGAUCGGUUGCCUCCUGUUGAUUUUGCCUUCGGGCCCCAACGCGACGAUUGCGAGGCAGGCUCUCCCGGAUACUACGCGCUCAAGGACGAAUCGCAAGACGAGGACGUGAAUGGACGGGAUUUAGGGAAUUUGUUCUUGAAGGAAGAAUGCCACGAGUUCACUACACCUGGUGAGAGCCUCCCUGAGGAACGUCCUUACACCUCACCUUCGCACGAUCGGUUGCCCCCUGUUGAUUGUGCCUUCGGGCCCUGGGAUCACGGCUACGACGCAGGCUCUCCCGGUUCCCAUCGUCUGGCCGAGAACAUUAUGGACGCCGUCGACUCUUCUACCGGUCCCCUUUCUCCUCCCAUCGCCGUCAAUCGAGUUCAUGCUAUCGCCGCGGCCCCCGCCAACGACGCGCCCAUUCCAGUCGAUGCCGACGCCGAUGAACUCGACUUACUGGGAGCCGCCGCCGAUGAGGUCAACGACGCCCCUGUAGUCCAUCGACCGCCCGACCCGCUGCCGCAACCUUUCCUCGACGCCGUCAUCCGAGCCUACGCCCACGAUUCGCAAGCCCAAGUCAUUGUUGACGACCCGCUGUCAUGGCCGAUGUUUCGGGUGACCGAGGAAGGGAGGAUCUUGCGUGUACAUCCAGAUGAGUCUCUUUCCCUGUUUGUGCCUCGCGGUCUCGCUACCGGCGUUGUCGACUCCGACAAGCUCCCAUCGCUGCGCGAGCUCGUGCUUUCGGAGAUCCAUCGGAGCGUCGGGCACGCGGGACAUCGCAUCACCUUGGCCGCCAUACGUCCUUUGUAUUGGUGGUCGUCCAUGUCUGCCGAUUGCGCCAAGUUCUGCCAUUCAUGCGAAGAUUGUGCCCGAGGCAAAGCGUCCACUCAAGUCCCUUAUGGCCGACUGCAUCCGAUGCCGAUCCCUUCUGGCCCAUGGGAACAAGUGGCCAUCGACUUCAUGACGGGACUGCCUCCGGUCGAGUUCGAAGGGAUGAUGGUCGCUCAAAUCAUGGUGGUCACUGACACUUGGGGCAAGAUGGUCCACCUGAUUCCCCUCCCAGCCGACGCCGACUCCGAGCUCGUUGCCGACAGGUACUACGCCACCAUCUUUCGACUGCAUGGGACGCCUUCCGCCAUCGUUUCCGAUCGCGAUCCCAAGUUCACCUCGCAGUUUUGGCGAGCAUUGCAGGCGAAGGUCGGCACCGUCUUGCGGAUGUCAACAGCGGCGCACCCAGAGACCGACGGAUCGAGUGAGAACCGAAUCAAGAUGGUCACCCAAACCCUGCGCAUCAUGGUGUCGUCAAACCACGAGGCUUGGGCAUCUCGUCUUGUUGAAGCUGAGUUCGCUCUUAACUCUUCCGUUGCUGUUUCCACGUCUCUGUCGGCUUUCGAGGCGACUUACGGUUACCUUCCUCGACGCUGGCCCACCGAUUCCUGGUCUGUCUCGGACGUCCCGCGUGCGGAAGCGUUUGCCCGAAUCCGACAGUUACGGAAUCUCGACGUCACGGAUGCGAUCAUUGGUGCACGCCUCGAUCAGACUCACCAGGCCAACAAGCAUCGACGCCCGGAUGAUCCCGCCUUUCGGACCGGCAGUUAUGUCUAUCUUUCGACCAAGAACCUGGCAGUUCCUGAAGGGAUGAAGUCGAAGUUGUUGCCGCGCUACAUUGGUCCUUUCCGUAUCCGAGCGGCCAUUCCAGCGACGUCCAGUUACGACCUCGAGCUUCCCCCAGCAAUGUCGCGAGUGCACAGUCGCUUCCAUGCUCGACUGCUUCGCCCCUAUGUUGAGAACGAUGCUGAGAGGUUCCCUGGGCGUGACCCCGCAGUUCUUUUUGUUGAAGAUGUAGCCGACGCGGCCGACAACUCCGCCAUUCCGGAACGGAUUGUUCGCGAUCGUCGGAACGCUCGGGGCAAUCGUUCGUUCUUGGUUCGAUGGAUUGGCCGUAAGGACAUCGAUGACACUUGGAUGUCAGAGCAGUCCCUCCGCUUCGACCAUCCAUCCCUACUCGACGCCUACCUGGCACAACUCGAUCGCUCAAAUCGCCGCCUGUCCUCCCGGUAG
Messenger RNA from Microbotryum saponariae, 11302 nucleotides. The record is from the annotation of a GenBank genome assembly. NCBI's taxonomy places the organism in Eukaryota, Fungi, Basidiomycota, Microbotryomycetes, Microbotryales, Microbotryaceae.